Marchantia polymorpha subsp. ruderalis is the source of this 2540-nucleotide messenger RNA. NCBI's taxonomy places the organism in Eukaryota, Viridiplantae, Streptophyta, Marchantiopsida, Marchantiales, Marchantiaceae. The record is from the annotation of a GenBank genome assembly.
CCCUCCCUCCCUCCCUCUCCCGUCAGAAUCUUCCCCAAAUUCUUGAAUAGAAGCUGUGCGAGAACUUGAAUUCGAAAUUGACACUGUAGUCCGAGAUUGCGAGCCCGGCCCUCCUUCCUCCCGUGGCUUUAAAGCUGCGGUCUGGUCAAAGAAUUGCAACACAAACUUUUUUGUGUAUCCUCUCUCUCUCUCUCUCUCUUCCUCUUUCACUCUCCCUCUCCCUACCUGCGUUGCCUCCUUCGUUCGUUCGUUCUAUCAUCCAUUCAUCCAUUCAUUCAUUCCCUCGCUGCCUGACUCAGACUCAGUCUCUCGGUCACCGAGCAAGCUCAAACCUCCCCCAGAGUCUCUCCCCCUCUCACUGAAGGUCCUCCAGCUGCCAGACUCUCUCUCUCCCUCUCUGUGGCUGGCUUCCUGUGAAGUGGUCUACUACUGGCCUGCGGACUCCAGAACUCUCUCAGCGUUGCAAUGGAAGGCCAGAUUUUCUGAAAUCCAUCCACUCAACACACACUCUCUCUCUCUCUGUCUGAAUUUCUGGCCGGCAUCGGAUCCACGGAGGGAACCGAAUCCAGAGUCCAUUGGACGAUUUGCUGAGUAUCCGAGGGAAAGGAAGAGCGUCGGGAGGCGGAGAUCAGAGUGAUCGAGUCCGAUGGCCAUCACCGAGAGGAACCGACGGGCGCACAUUCUGCUGGUGCCGCUGUCGGCCAUCGGGCACUUUCAGCCCAUUCUGCACAUCCUGUACCACCUGGUGGACGAGCGCUACAACGACGUGGUCGUGACCGUCAUGGGCAACAAGCAGCGCGUCGCGGACGUGGCCAAGCUCCAGAAGCGCGGCGACUUCGCCGGGCUCGACCUGCGGCUCGAGGAGGUGUUCGGCGAGAUCCCGUCCUUCCCCGACCCAUGCUUCCCCCAGCGCGCCAAUGCCAUCAGCGAGGCCAUGGAGCGCGACUUCGAACCAAUCAAGCGCAGGCUCAUCCGCGACCGUCACGCCUUCGAAGCCCCCACCUCCAUCAUCGGCGACAUGCUCUUCGACUGGCUCGCGGACCUGGCGGCGGAGCUGAAGAUCUCGUGGUUUCCGUUGUACUCGUCGGGGCCGUCGUUCGCCACGUCGGUCAUUGAGCUGCCGAAUCUCAUCAGCGGCGGCCUGACGCCGGGCAAUCCCGAGAAGGUGAACGCCGGCAUCCCUCUUUCCGGGCUCUCGUUCGGCCGGGUCCGCGACAUGACCGGCGAGAUAUUCGAGUACUCGGAAUACUUCGCGCUCCACUUCGAGAACAUGAAAAGGUCGACGGCUCUGCUCAUGAACACGGCCGAGGAGCUGGACGAGCACGCCGGCUCCGUCAGAGCUCUCCGCAGCCGCCUCCAGCAGAUGGCCAUCGCCGAGCGAUUCCAGGCUCCGAGGGUUCUGUCCAUCGGCCCCAUGAUCCGCAUGCCGGGAUUCACGAGCAAGCACGAGCCCAUUGAGAAAUUCGCGGUGGAUGCAUCCACGCCGUGCCUGCAGUGGCUGGACAAGCAGGCGAAAUCGUCCGUGCUCUACAUCUGCUUCGGCAGUCACGCCAACAUCACUCCGGAGUCGAUGCUGGAGCUGGCGCACGGGCUCGAGAGCAGCGGAGUGCCCUUCCUCUGGGUGCUCAGGGUCAAGCAUCCGCACACCGUCACCUCCGUCCUCCCCCCAGAAUUCGAAGCCCGUAUGCACGCCUCGGGCCAGGGCUACAUCGAGAAAGGCUGGGCCCCGCAGUGGCAGAUUCUCAGGCACCCGUCCACCGGCGGCUUCCUGUCCCACUGCGGCUGGAAUUCCACCAUGGAAGGCAUCUGCGCCGGGGUUCCCUUCAUCACCUGGCCCUUGAAUGCGGAUCAGCCUCUGAACGCCAGGUUCGUGACCGACGGAGUGAAGGUGGGCAUCCCGGUGUCGCUCAAGGACACGGAGGAGGACUACAUUGUGGUGUCGAGGGACGAGGUGGAGAGGGCGAUUCGCCAGCUGAUGUUCGAGGAGAAGCGGCACGAGCUUUGGAACAAUGUACAGAGGCUUAGGAAAAGAACGACGGAGUCCGUGUCGGAAGGCCAUUCCUCGUACGAGACAUUACACUCGUUUCUCCGGGAAAUCACGGCCGCCUCACCCCAACUCAGAUAAUAGCACGUCGUCCUCGAGGAGGUUGUAUUUAUAGAGGAACGAAGAAUCACUCCUGCGGAUCGAUUCGGAUCAGCCCGAUCCGAUCGUCGCACAAGUAGGUAGAGAGCCCGGGGGUAUAGUUUCGGGAUGAGAUUCAUAUGCUUCAAUCACUCUAGCGAGAACCGUGUUGAGCCGAUUCCUCCAUGUCUGGUAUCGAAAUGUGGAUAUCCAUGUGGAACAAACGGAAUCGCUUUAUCAACCGCCUUUGUUUAGCAUCAGGAUGAUACGUUUUAGAUCGUGGCCGGCUAUGAAGUACAGUUCGGAUGCCCUGAGAGUAUGAAAGACCGACUGCUACUUCUCCUGCGAACGCCUCGGAGUGCGAGCGUGCGUUCGGUGUACACUGCUUCCUUCCAAUACAAUAAUCGCUCUUUGUGGU